This is a messenger RNA of Halichondria panicea, 3105 nucleotides long. RefSeq lists its product as uncharacterized. NCBI's taxonomy places the organism in Eukaryota, Metazoa, Porifera, Demospongiae, Suberitida, Halichondriidae. The transcript is spliced from 5 exons. The record is from RefSeq and is a predicted model, not a curated record. The coding region runs from base 995 to 2971 and encodes 658 amino acids.
AUCAGAGAUACAAAAGAAAGGGGAUUGGAAACGACCGCCCACGCCCUAUGUAAAAGGACUGACAUCCGGUGAAGCACUCCGUGUAAUUAUUGCGCUCGCAAAUAAUUACAUGGAAAAGUUUUGUAUCCCUGGUUUCUAGCUCUCCUAUCCACUAGAGAUCACUCAGGGCCUGGGAGAUACUUGAGAGAAGUAAGCUUAUACCACUGACAAGCUCUAAGUCCGUUGUCUUUACUCUGUUUCCAAUUUUUUUGAGUUUAGCUUGAAUUACUCUAUGUCAACUUUUCUCUGUCCCUCCUGUGAAGUCAAAACAGCAAAGGACAUUGCUUGACUUGGUUAUUAUGUAUCUAAGUGCUACAUAGAAUGGCUUCAUGCUAUAAAUAAGCUGUACUGUUCAUAAACGUUUGCAGUAUAGUCCUUCAAACUGCUUUAGUAUACUUUUAGACACGCCACGGGCCUGUCCCUCCUACGACUUCAUAGUAAAGGCUAUUUCUUCUUGCAUAGCAUUUAUUUGUCUAGUAAUAGUGGCUGCAUGGCUUAGUCGACUUUUUAGAGCUAAAUUCUCUUUACUUUUUAGAAAAAUCAACAUUAAAAAUGAUCAAUUUCACUGUUUCUAUGUACAGCACAUUGUAGAGCAGUCAAGACUGGUAAUGAGCAUGCUGACUAUAAAUAUAAUCCUUUGUAGUUUUAGCCACGCCCUAUAACACGGAAUGCUUCACGCAAAAAUUUCGUAAAAAUUUCGUUUCCAAUCCCCUUUCUUUUGUAUCUCUGGUAUAAUGAGAGACGAUAUCAAGAAGCUUCUGUAACCCUUCAGGUGAGUCCGCAAUGAGAGCAAGAUCGUCUGCAUACAUUGGGGAGGGACAGUGGACUGAGCCAACCAUUGCACCUAGGCCGCUGUAGCUGGGCAAGCAGAUCAUCAACAAAAACUGAGUAGAGAAGCGGAGACAGAAUAGCACGUGAUCUGACCCGGGGAGGAGUCUGGCCUCGAGGCUACAAGAUGGCUACAAGAUAUAGCCAGCUCAGUAUUGAUAUUGAUACUCUGAAGCAGAAGACUGGGGUAACAGACACCCAGCUAGACCAAAGAAUUGAGCAGGAACAAUUGUGGAGCCUGGCUGGUUUACUUGGCAGCUACAAUAAGUUUGUUAGAAAGCCAGGGUUUGAUCUCAAUAAUGCCGAUAUAGCAGAUCUGGAGACCAUUGCCUCUAAGCGUAAUGGAAAUCAACAGGCCAUGUGUGAAGCUUUAAGGAAAUGGGGAAAUGUCAUCCGUGACUUCACUUAUCGGUCGUUGUUGGAGAUUUUGAUUAGUCUUCGUGAAGGAGCUUUGGCUGACCAAGUGUGUAGGACUUUCAUCCAGACACAAGCCAGUGAGCUGAAUAAAGAAGACGCUGUGUCCUUGUCACCUGCACCAGGUAGAAUAUCACUGCCACCAAUUCAUGACAUACCAAAUUCCUUGGCGACAGGCACUACAACUGCUGACCGCAUUAAAGAGUUUGAUACGAGGUUUAGGGAUCUACGAAAGAUAGCUCUCAAAGAGAUAACUGAGAAACGAAUACCUGUGACUGAUUUUCGCCAAACACUCAUGAAUUUACCAUGCCCUAUCACAAGUGAAAACGAAGAUUUCAUCAUAUCAAAAUAUCCCUUGUUUGAAAAAGCAGAGUCAAUCGAAAGCAUCUUUGUGCAUCUCAAUUUCUACCUGAGUUUUAUUGAUUUCAGCCUUCUUGAGCAUAUCAUAGAGCAAUUUGGUAGUGAUAGUCUGAAACGAGACAUGAGCAGCUAUGCAGAAGACAUGAGACACUUCAGAAUGAACACCCCCGUUAGCGAAGCACUUGGCCAUCUUCCUAGAAAUUCAGAUACUCCUGUUGGUUACUCUCGUAUCAAAGCGAAAUUUGCUUGUGAUGUUCAGACUGCAACUCUUGAAGACGUAGACACGUACAGGAAAGGCCUUGCCAAAAGGUGCUUGCUCUCCCCGCUAGCCCUUUCUUUGUUUGACCUCCAGGAGAGCUCACUACUGGUUACAUGGCUAGUGCCUGCUGCUGUAGUAGCAAUGAUCAGUGAUCAAGUGCAGAAGAAAACAGCUUCUUUCUUUUUAAGCAACAAUAUUCUCAAACUAUCACUCGAAGGAAAAUGUCUCUACCCGAUGGUAAAGGUUAGUCAAUCAGGUAUAGAGGGAUCUGGUGGUGCUAUGAUUGGAGCUGAAGCUGUGACCUCUCUUAAACCACAUCAAAGGAUAGCGGAUGAAAUGAAGCGAACAAUUGACCUCGAACCUAAUCAUCGUGGACUUGCUAUUGUUGCAACAAAUCAUUCGUUGAUCUUUACAUACAUGCUCAUGGAUACAUUGAGAUUUGCUGUAUACGAGCCUCGAGAUAAACUAACACUAAAGGCAUACAUGCAAGCUGUAGAUCUUGUUAAGCUGAAACACCACCCCAUAAUAGUGUCGGUAUCUGGAAGAGGAGAGGGUAAUGAUCUGCACACUGCUUGUGGUGACAUCAACAUCAAGGAAGAUAUUAUGGCACCACUAUUCCCUCCUAUUGCCACACACCUUGCCAACAACCCAAAAAUAUUUUUGUUCGUUUCCUUUUCUUCUAAACACCAUGUUUUUCAGUUCAUUGAAGCAAUCUGGGAAAACUACAUUAUUGGUUUUAUUAGUUAUCUCAGUGAUGAGAUCAUGAGAAGAGUGACUGGCAUAUGGGACGAACUGGCAUCCUCUUCUAUGUCCGUGCAAAAUAUCUUCACUUCAAUUCACGACCAGCUUCCACCCACUGCUACCAUGACUGUGAUUGACCGUCUCAAGGAACCAAUCUACUUGCAGUCUUCAUACACUUCAUGUCAUACCACAUUAGCACCAAGCUCUGCGGAGUCUGAUUAUGUAUCACAUCUAGAUGAACUAUUAAUCGAUGAACUAUUAAUCGAUGAACAAUCAUUCGGAUACGAAAUAUCACCAAUGAGUCUCUCAUCGACAAGACGAGUCGAGUGAGAAACUCCGAAUUGAUGAAGAUUCACUCUUAUAGUACUCACCUCAUGCAUGCAUCUUAUUAGUAUAUCUUUUUAAUUACCUUGUGUACAAUUUUUACAAAAUGGCUAUUAAAUGAAACAGAGCUAACUACUCAA